GCUCCGCAUCACGGUUAGCUGGCACAGCCUGAAAAGGCAGCAGUUUAUCCAAAACGGGAGAAUAAGAAGAAGAAAAAAGAAGAGAAAACUUAAAAGUGACACCGAGUCAUGAUGACCGAGGCAGAGAGUGGAGCGGAGCCGCGCAUGAGGGGCCGCGGGGGCGCGCACAUGCAACACUUCAGGCUCUGCUGUUUGUCGUUUCCAGCCUGCAGCGGCUGCAGCGGCGGCUGCUCUUCCCGUCAGCUCGAUCAGGAAACCGCACAGAUAAACCGCUCUGGUGGUGAAGCCGGGGCUGUCUGAGGCUUCAGCUCGGCUCUACAAACACACGGCUCUGCGGAUCAUGUGUGAGCAGGUCCGGCAUGAGAGCGGUCGGACUGGCCGGCAGAAACAACUGCAGCCGGGUCUGUUUUUAUGGAGAGUUGCCGCCGAGAGAGAGAGAGGCGGCAGUUGCCCUGAAAUCAGCCUAAAAUCAGCCUGAAAUGAGCCUGAAAUCACCCUGAUCAGCCGCCCCGGAAUGCAGAAAAGCAGAAGCUGCGACUCGUGGAGUUUACUGUUGUGAGUUGUUCUAAAAGGCUGUAGCUAUAAAUGUGAAGACAAGCUGUGCUGCUCCUCUGUAUAAAGGUUAGUAUUUAGACAGUGAGUCUAUGUGGAUGGGUCUGUUUUCCGGAGGCGACAUUGUUAAAAACGCAAGCCGAAGGAGGUGAUGCCUCCACCGGCCAAAGAACUGAGGGCUGACCCGGUGUUUGGCUUGGAAAUGGGGGUGGGAUUUCCCGAUCUUUCCUGUCAUUGGUUAAUAUUUUAUUCUGUUGACAUGUUUUCUUACUGCUAAUGCUUCCGACACCUCUCUUGUCCCCCCCUCCUCUCCCGGAGUCUGGCCGGAGCUGUCAGAACCACGCCUAUAGGGGCCCACAAUUGGUCCAGAAAGCGUAAAAUCAGCAAUCAAAGGGGCUUGGUUCAUUAGUGUUGGGGAUGGAGGCAGGAAGGACAUGUGAGAUAGUAACAGAUCUGCAGUGAACGGGGCCACAUCUUUUCUAGUCAGGGUGGGAUGAGUGAAGCAAGGGAAACAGCUUUUUUCUGAUCGAGGCUCACACAGCGCAGCGGGGCUCUGCCGUCUCAGCGCGGCCACUGACGCGCUCUCCGCCGGGGAACCGGAGCACAGCAAAGCGAAGGGAAGGAAAGGAAAGCAGCAACUCCGGGCUAUUUUCGUCUCACUCAUAACACAUUGUGCGUUUGACAAGAGGCUGCGCUUUUUUUUUCUUUCUGUGCCGCGUUAACAGAAACUAAAGUGCUCCUGAAAAGCGCGGACCUAUAUUCUUACCGGGGCGCUCUCUCCGGCUUUGAGGGAGGGGAAGAUAUACCACUAAAAAAAAAUAUCCAUUGUUUUUCACUUCGGUUUUUGUGGAUGCACCGAUGAGAGAUCCAGUUUUUACAGGGACUGCAAUGGCUUACCACCCUUUCCACGCUCACCGGCCGACCGACUUCCCCAUGUCCGCGUUCCUGGCGGCGGCGCAGCCGUCCUUCUUCCCGGCGCUCAGCCUCCCUCCCGGCGCGCUCACCAAGCCGCUCCCGGAGCACGGCCUGGACCCGCACACGCACCCGGCCCUCAGCCACCACCAGGCCGCCCUGCGCGGCAUCAAGAGCCUGGAGCCCGAGGAGGAGGUGGACGACGACCCCAAAGUCACACUGGAAGCCAAGGAUCUCUGGGACCAGUUUCACAAGCUCGGGACGGAGAUGGUGAUCACCAAGUCCGGACGGAGGAUGUUUCCUCCGUUCAAAGUGCGGAUAAACGGGCUCGAUAAAAAAGCCAAAUACAUCCUGCUGAUGGACAUCGUGGCGGCGGACGACUGCCGCUACAAGUUCCACAACUCCCGCUGGAUGGUGGCGGGCAAGGCCGACCCGGAGAUGCCCAAGAGGAUGUACAUCCACCCGGACAGCCCCGCCACCGGAGAGCAGUGGAUGGCCAAGCCUGUUGCUUUCCACAAACUCAAGCUCACCAACAAUAUCUCGGACAAACACGGAUUUGUCCAGACCAUUCUGAACUCCAUGCACAAGUACCAGCCGCGGUUCCACAUCGUGCGGGCCAACGACAUCCUGAAGCUGCCGUACAGCACCUUCCGCACCUACGUGUUCCCGGAGACGGAGUUCGUGGCCGUGACGGCCUACCAGAACGACAAGAUAACUCAGCUGAAGAUUGACAACAACCCAUUUGCCAAAGGAUUCAGAGACACUGGGAACGGAAGGAGGGAGAAACGGAAGCAGCUGACCAUGCCGUCGCUGCGGAUGUACGAGGACCAGUGCAAGGCGGACCGGGACGGCGCGGACUCGGACGCCUCGUCCAGCGACCCCCCGGCCGGCAGGGAGUCCGUGCACUCCCCGCUGGGGCCCGGGGGCAGCCCGCUGCGGUUCAGCAGGCCCGGCCGAGAGGAGAAAACGUGCACGGACAGCGAGCAGGAGCUGGACCAUCACGAGGAGCAGUGCACCGGCUCCACCAGCCCGGGGACGGAGCCCGUGUCCCCCUACAGCUCCAGGUGUGAGGAGCGGGCCAGGGAAAGAGCAAGCACUGACAAGAAAGACGACUCCAUCUUCAGCAUAAGGAACCUAGAAAAGGACAAAGUGGAGAGCAGGCACAGGAAGGACACGGCAGACGCGUUGACAAAGGACUCAGACGCUGGAGGCAUCAGUGCCAGCAAGGAGUCCUUCUCCCCUCUAGUGGUCCAGACCGAGAGCCCCUCGCACUUCAGCCCGGGACACUUACAAAGCCUGGCUCUGUCCGGUCUGCACAGUCAGCAGUUUUUUAACCCUCUGAACGCCGGAUCGCCGCUGUUGUUUCACCCUGGGCAGUUUGCUAUGACCCCUGGAGCCUUUUCUGCCAUGGGCAUGGGGCAUCUAUUGGCUUCUGUAUCUGGAGCGAGUGGAUUGGAAAACGCCAGCCUCGCGGCCCAGGGCUCAGGAGGAAGCCCUAACCCCUUCCCCUUCCAUCUGUCUCAGCACAUGCUCGCCUCUCAGGGCAUCCCCAUGCCUCCGUUCGGAGGUCUGUUCCCGUACCCCUACACCUACAUGGCGGCGGCUGCGGCCGCGGCCUCGGCCUCCGCCCUCCCGGCGACCAGCACCUCCAGCCCGCUCUCCAGGAACCCCUUCCUGGCCUCGUCCCGGCCCCGCCUGCGCUUCAACCCCUACCAGCUCCCCAUGUCGCUGUCCCAGACCUCCGGGCUGCUGGGCACGGGCCUCCCCGCCGGCCUGGGCCUGCAGGGCACGGAGUCCUCCAAGGCCGGCAGCAGCCGGGAGACCAGCCCGGCCCCGGACACCCAGAGCAACCACAAGACGAGCGGAUCCAACGCCAGAGCCGCGUCUCCCAAAAGCUCCGUGAAGGACUCUGUAAACGAGCUGCAGAGCAUCCAGAGACUGGUGAGCGGCCUGGAGGGCCAGAGGGAGCCCUCCCCGAACGCUGACUCUCCCAAGUGAUUCACACUCUCUCCGUUUGGGACUAAAAAGUCGGGGCUUGAAUACCAGAAGACUAUAAUAUGUGCAUUAUGUCCUGUACAGCACAUCACCGAGACUGAAAUGAGGGUGCGACCGAUGAUGAUGAGAGUCCAUGAAAGCUGAUUACAAAUAUUUUUUUUUUUUGGGAACAAAGCUGCAGGUAGACAGAAAAGUAGUCUAUAUAAUUAUAUUUAACCAUUUUAAAAUAAAUUCACAGAUAUUGAAGAUUUCCUCCAGAGCUGAACUCUUUUAAAUGUUGAAAAGCCUUUCAGGACAACAUUUCCACUAUAUUAUCGGGCACAAACCCCUUCAGUGAAUCCCAGCGUGUUUAGGGUCGGCUGCACUAGAAGGAAUGCCUAUCCCCCCCACUAUCAGGUACACUAAUACCUUUCUACUCUGACUAAAUUAUGGUCAAAUUAGGAAAACUGCCAUUACAAAAAAUAAUACAAACAAUAGAGAAUAGACUAAAAAACGCUAAAUAUAUAUAUAUAUAUAUAU
Molecule: messenger RNA, 3978 nt
Organism: Cololabis saira (Pacific saury)
Lineage: Eukaryota; Metazoa; Chordata; Actinopteri; Beloniformes; Belonidae
Gene: tbx2b
Product: T-box transcription factor 2b
Exons: 8
Coding region: 1411-3462 (683 amino acids)
Biological process (GO): regulation of transcription by RNA polymerase II; cell fate specification; positive regulation of DNA-templated transcription
Cellular component (GO): nucleus
Molecular function (GO): RNA polymerase II cis-regulatory region sequence-specific DNA binding; DNA-binding transcription factor activity, RNA polymerase II-specific
Source: RefSeq, a predicted model, not a curated record